AUGUCGAAAACCGUGAACUUCGCUGGGCUUUCAAGCCAGGAUAUAACCGCCUUCGUUCGUCCAUUGUCAGUAGCCGACGUACCGAGCUGUGUCGAGGUCGAGAGCGCCUUUCCAGAGCCUGAACGAUGCUCCAGGGAAAAGUUUAUAUAUCGCCUCACAGUAUGCCCGGAGCCCUGUCUUGGGUUGUUCAUCGAGAAGCGCGGGAAUCCAGAAACGGAAACCCCCCAACUCAUAGCGCACGUAAUCGGGAACAGGGUAUCCGCAAACCGAGUCACUGAUAGUUCUAUGAACAUGCCAGAGAAAUGGCAAGAGCGCAACAAAGUUACCCUUGAUUCAAACGGCGGCAUCAUUGGCAACGACUCAGCGGGCCGCUUCAUCGGUGUGCACUCGGUAGCGGUCCGGACGGAGUACCAGGGCAAGGGACUAGGCAGGGAUUUGCUCAAGGAGUAUGCUAAAUACGUGCGGGAGUCUAUCAAACCGGCGGAUAGUAUUGUGCUCAUUGCCCAUGGUCAUCUGCUUCGGUUUUAUGAAAGCGUUGGGUUCAAGAAUCUGGGGCCGAGUCCGUGUGAAUUUGCUGGUGGGGGGUGGUAUGAUAUGGAAUUGGUUGUCUAG
Aspergillus puulaauensis is the source of this 612-nucleotide messenger RNA. RefSeq lists its product as uncharacterized. Gene Ontology annotation, cellular component: cytoplasm. The record is from RefSeq and is a predicted model, not a curated record. The coding region runs from base 1 to 612 and encodes 203 amino acids. Lineage: Eukaryota; Fungi; Ascomycota; Eurotiomycetes; Eurotiales; Aspergillaceae. The transcript is spliced from 3 exons. Gene Ontology annotation, molecular function: aralkylamine N-acetyltransferase activity.